Molecule: messenger RNA, 1506 nt
Organism: Sclerotinia sclerotiorum 1980 UF-70
Lineage: Eukaryota; Fungi; Ascomycota; Leotiomycetes; Helotiales; Sclerotiniaceae
Exons: 4
Coding region: 1-1506 (501 amino acids)
Biological process (GO): transmembrane transport
Molecular function (GO): transmembrane transporter activity
Source: RefSeq, a predicted model, not a curated record
AUGGGAGAGGCGACUAGUGAGAACUCAUGGCGUAUGAGCACUAUACAGCACAAUGAAAGCUCUGAAGAUAUAAUCGCGAGUGGCGAUCAUGCCGCGAGCGAACCUGACGACGCCUAUCGAGAGCAAUCUUCCCGUCAGAUAAUUCCCCUGCUAGUCUCGAUCUUUGUGACGAUGUUUCUAGUAGCUCUAGACCGUACCAUUAUCUCCACGAUAACCGAUGAAUUUAGCUCUCUACCAGAUGUUGGCUGGUACGGGAGCGCAUACUUGUUAACGUGCAGUUCAUUCCAGCUAUUGUUCGGAAAAUUCUACACAUUCUGGGCUGUGAAGACUGUCCUCCUUCUGAGUGUGCUUUUAUUCGAAGUCGGUUCCAUCAUAUGUGGGGCAGCACCGAGCUCCGCAGCUUUUAUUGUUGGAAGAGCCAUCUCGGGAAUUGGCGCUGCUGGUGUCUUCAAUGGGGCUAUUGUUUGUAUUAUUCACGCGGUGCCAUUGCAAAAGCGCCCCAGGUUGUUGGGCCUGUUCGGCGCCAUCUUUGGAGUUGCAUCAGUAGUGGGUCCUCUAGUAGGAGGAGCCUUAACCUCGAAAGUGACCUGGAGAUGGUGUUUCUAUAUCAAUGCCCCCGUUGGUGGUGUGGCAGUGAUCAUCAUUUCACUCUGCCUCAACAUUCCUGACCAAGAUAACACCAAGCUUGCUUUGAUGAAGAAACUUUCGCAACUGGAUGUCAUUGGCAACAUGGUCCUAAUACCUGGAGUGGUUUGUCUUCUUCUAGCUCUCCAAUGGGGAGGCCAGACGUAUGCUGUGAUAUACUUCCUACCAGUUUGGUUUCAAGCCAUAGGUGGAGUCUCUGCAGUAGACUCUGGCACUCGGUUGCUGCCUUUGAUGCUAGCAACGGUGGUUGCGACGAUCCUUGCAGGAGUUGCAGUUCAAAAGAUUGGCUAUUAUACACCGAUCGCAAUCGCUGGUUCUUGCAUCAUGUGUGUUGGGGCUGGGCUUCUUAUGACGCUGCAAAUUGACACAGGUGAAGGGAAAUGGAUCGGUUAUCAAAUCCUAUACGGCUUUGGCACGGGCAUGUGUUCUCAGGCACCAAAUAUUGCUGCUCAGACGGUCCUUCCAACACAAGAUGUCUCAAUCGGAGUAGCACUCAUGUUCUUCGGCCAACUCAUGGGCGCCGCUGUAUUCGUUUCCGCUGGACAGAACGUGCUAGACACCCAGCUUGUACAGAGAUUUUCCAAUUUCCCUGGGUUUGAGCCUAGUCUCAUCACCUCGAGUGGCGUCACAUCAUUUCUUAGCUCGCUUCCUGCGAAUUUACGGGAGACUGGCCUUGUGGAGUAUAAUGAAGCAUUGCGAAGGGUGUUUCAGAUUGGACUAAUAUUGUCCUGUCUUACCGCUCUUUGCAUUGCUAUGCUGGAAUGGAAGAGUGUAAUAAAGAAGCCUGACGCAGUCGACGAUGACAUCCAUAACACCAGCAAUGUUGGAGAGAAGGUGGUUGAUGCAGAUGGAAGUGCUUAA